CAGAUCCGCAAGUGCGCCAGGUCGUGGAGGGCGGCGUCGGCGUGGCAUCAAUACGCAGGCGGUGCGCUAUGACAUGAGCACAAGGGGAGGCGGAGGGUUGAUUGAUCGUAGGUGCAAGGUUGCCUGUUGAUUGACGGGUUCCCGUAACCGUUCGGCGAAACGUGGGCAGUCAGCGCCGAUGUCAUAGCUUUUGGGCCCGCCAAGCACGGAUUCGAGAUGAUUGCGCUGUUGGACGUGUAUUGUCAACAAUUCUACCAAGCCUACAUAGUCUGAUCUCGAGCAUCCCCUCCCGACGUACGCAGCCACCCCGAACAGCCUCCUGUGACACUCGCCUCCCGUGCCACUGACUCCCGCGCCAGCUGCGACAGUCGCCUCCACCUCCGCAUCUUCUCCGCAACCUUCGAAAAUCACAGCCAUGGGUUGGUUCGGCUCAAGCUCCAAGGACGACGGCGGUGUCAAGAAGACAGACGGCGGCGCAUUCGAGUCACCGUCACGAUCCAACCGGAAGCAAUGCUAUGCAGCACGCGACGCCUUUUUCGAAUGUCUCGACAAGAACAACAUCUUGGAUAGCAUAAACUCAAAAUCCGGCAGGGACAAGGCCGCAAGCUUCUGCGCGUCUUUUGACCAGGAGUUCGAGAAGAAUUGCGCACACAGCUGGGUCGAAUACUUCAAGAAGCAACGAGUUGUAAACUACCAAAGAGAACAGACAAUCAAAAAGAUUGAGAUGCAAGGCGGAGAAAUUACAGCGCCGCAACUACCACUGCCGGGCCAGAACAAGUAGAUGAAGCAUGGCCCGACAGUCUUAAUAACGCCGCUCAUGACCAAUGUACAACAUGUAUACUACUCUCAAAGCGCUCGGAAAAAAGCGUUUGCAGCUGCCACACAGAAUGGUUUCCCCUGCAAUUCUAGACUUUCUACACUAAAGCGAAUAUGUCACUCAUACACUAUCUCGUCGAAUCCCAUGCAAGACAUC
Messenger RNA from Alternaria alternata, 973 nucleotides. RefSeq lists its product as hypothetical. Bases 416 to 781 code for a protein of 121 amino acids. NCBI's taxonomy places the organism in Eukaryota, Fungi, Ascomycota, Dothideomycetes, Pleosporales, Pleosporaceae. The transcript has 2 exons. Gene Ontology annotation, cellular component: respiratory chain complex IV; mitochondrial intermembrane space; mitochondrion. Gene Ontology annotation, biological process: mitochondrial respiratory chain complex IV assembly. The record is from RefSeq and is a predicted model, not a curated record.